This is a messenger RNA of Oxyura jamaicensis (ruddy duck), 7600 nucleotides long. Its product is annotated as sterile alpha motif domain-containing protein 9-like. The transcript is spliced from 3 exons. The record is from RefSeq and is a predicted model, not a curated record. NCBI's taxonomy places the organism in Eukaryota, Metazoa, Chordata, Aves, Anseriformes, Anatidae. Gene Ontology annotation, cellular component: cytoplasm. Gene Ontology annotation, molecular function: protein binding. Bases 609 to 5288 code for a protein of 1559 amino acids.
CCCCACAGGGUAUGACAGAAUGACGUGUGCAGGGAGGGGGAUGGCACACCACGAUCCACAUCACUGUACGAACACAGCCCUGGGAGACAGUGCAGAGACAAAAGGCACUGCAAGGCUACUAUUUGACAUUUGGCCUCUCACUAGCCUCUGAACUCUGUAAUAAGCAGCCUGUGUACACCUGUUUUGGAAGGAUCUGCUUCUGCCCAUAGCACAACAAUUAAGAACAGUGCCAGAACAGUUGCUCCCCUCAGUGACACCAGGUACUUUACUUGCUCAAACCACAUCUAUUUGGGCAUGCUGGCUCUUUAAUCAGCCCACAAACUUUCCACUGCACUAACCAGGCAUUUAAAUUUAAAACAGGCACUGCUCCCCAGUUCUUACAGCAUUCCCCAAUUCACCUAUGCCCAGCUGUCUCACCGAACAACCACUGUUAAACUCACCUCUUGACAAGUCCUGGUCCUGGGGAGCUCUCCAGUCACCUUCCAAGUUACAGGCUUCUGACGUUCAGAUGUUUCUGAGACCUUCAAUAAAGCCCUACUGAGUUGCUUUUUAUGCUGGCUGCACUGGUUUUUCUUCAUUAACCGGAGGAUUUCUCCCCCCCGAAGACAAUGGAUUACAACACAUUACCUGUGGAUCAGUGGGAUGAGAACCAUGUCCAAUGCUGGCUACAAUCUACUGGAAUCAAGGAAGAAUAUACAAGAAAACUACAUGAAGAAGAAGUGACAGGUCCAGUGCUUAUGGAACUGAAUGAAACUUUCCUCAAAAACAUAGGUAUGAAGAAAGGCCAAAUCCACAUUUUACUCCUCAAAAGAGACGAACUUCGGCAGCUACAGGAAAAUACAAAACAAGAAAAGCAUUCUGGUAGCAAAAUGCCUGACAGAAUUGAUACACAAAGAGAUUCAGUAAGACCCAAAAACAUCCGUCCUCAAAAAAGUUUAAGCAAAGACAGCUGUGGCCCACUACAUGAAACAAGUGGAGAAAACACAGCUUCUACUUCUGGCAAGAAGAAAGGGAGAAAUCAAUGCCAACCUCAAACUACUGAUGAAGUUUUAGAGCUCAGCAAAUGUCGACCGUUUAGAAGUGAAGACACUGAUUUCAAGUACGUGAAAGGCCGAGUUCUUUCUCCAGAAACAGGCGUCAAUGGUUUAAUCAUACCUUGCCACGAAUACAAGUCCUUUGCCAUUGCUGCAGAAUUGAACAAACAGCAGCUGCAGUCAAAGUUUGCCUGUGAAGUGAUACGAUUUGCUUCAGCCUGUAUGAACAUUCGAACAAACGGCACCAUACAUUUUGGUAUCAUGGACAGUGUUGAAGAUACGGGCUAUAAACAUGGACAGAUCAUUGGCAUAAAGGUCAAAGAGAGGGAAUACUAUGUUGAUGCAUUAGAUUACAUAGAAAAAUGUUUUUGUGAAACUAAGCGAGAAACUGCAAGGAAAUGUAUCCACCCACCUGUUUUUAUUGAAGUGAUUUCAACAGACUCUCAGGAACAAAGAUUUGUGGUGGAGGUUGAUAUUGAACCAACAUCCACCUUAGUGAAGAAUAAAAUUUUUGAGGUUUAUUUACCUAAAUACAAUGAAAGCAGCAAGAAGGUGAACCUGACAAAGGAUCGAGCUCUCUAUCAGAGACUAGGAGCAAAAUCUGAACCUGUAAAGGCAGACGAUCUAGUUGCUUUUAUCCAGGACUUACAAGACAGGGAUGCUCAAAGAGAAAAGGCUGAGCUUCUCAGUGCAGAAGUACAUACAGAAGUAUCUCAGAACCUGGGAAGGAAGUUAUCUAUUCUACUAAAUGAUGGCAAGAACUAUAUGGACGAUUCCCUACGGUACAUCCUUGUCACAAACAGAGGUACAGAGGAUGAUCUGAAGUCCAUCAACUUUUUAAUGCAUUUGAACAUUUUCUGUGUCUUUGACUUUGAUGAACAUUCUGUGUCAGGACUGUAUGGAAAGUACAAAGAACACCAUGCAACAAGGUCUUACUUUUUACAGGAUUUUUCCAGUGAAAGCAAGACUGGCAAUCCUCCAACUCAGAAACAUUUGUGUCUGUUUGAUCAGACUAGUUGGAUAUUCUGCAAUGGGCGCAGCGACUACCUUGGGGAUGAUGAAAAACCAUGUGAUGAAAACACAUGGAUUAGAACUAAAAAGAAAUACCUUAAGAAAGCAAUCACUCGUAUCUGUGAUGAAAUCCUGCCAAAGAGGUCUUUCAUUGUGCUUUUCCUAUUGCUAUCACCAGUUAAGAAACCAAUCGUGGACACUUUUCAGGAAUUCUAUACAGAGAUGAAUGGCAUGGAGUACAUCAUUUGCAUUGCAGAGUCCAGAGAAAAUUAUGGGAAGUGGGCUAAUCUAGCUCAGGCAUCAUGCAGCAUUGAGACCCUAGAACAACGCAGCAUUGUGGGAAUGAAACUAAGCCAUGUAGAUGCCACCAUUCAAAAAAUGCUGCCUUCUACAGCACACCCCAGACAUCUGCCAGUUUCCACACGAGCACUAUGCACACUUCCUUCGCUAGAAGAAGAGAAAAUGUUUUCCUUAGAAAUCCUUUGUGUUGAUCAAUGUGAUGAUAUUAAAUUAGAUCUUUUGUCUGAGAAAGAAAUACAAGAAAUAGAACAAAACUUUUACAAAGGGAGAAAAAUCACCUGGAAAAAUUUCUGGCUUGCUGAUAAAGGACACUGUGGGGAAAUCAUUGAACGUGAAGCAUGCAAGGAUGCUAGCAGGCUCCUAGAUGACAUUUUACAAGGAACUGGACUCAACUAUUCUGUGGCUAAACUAAAGAUAUUCCACCAUCCUGGAAGUGGUGGAAGCACAAUAGCACGACAAGUUCUAUGGAAGAGAAGAAAGGACUUAAGAUGUGCUGUUAUCAAAUCCUCGUAUUCACCUGCAACUGUCUGUGAGCAUGCACUUGCAUUUAGAGAUUAUGAAGAGAAAGAAAUCAAUCAUUGCCUUCCUGUGCUCCUCCUAAUUGAAGAUUAUGAUGAAGACUAUUUAGAAGAAAUAAGAAAUGACUUAAUGGAUGCUGUAGCAACUAGAAAAAUUAAUUCCCCCAGACCUUACUUCAUUCUCAUGUCCUGUAGACGAUCCAAUGACCCUGAACGGCUUUGUAAGGCCUCUCCUCUGGACACAGUAGCCGUUACUCACAAGCUGACAGACUCAGAGAAAACUCUGUUCAAAACUAAACUUGAAAAACUGAAGCAGAAAUAUGUUGAGCCAAAAUUCAUACUUACAUUUGUCUUGAUGUGUGAGGAGUUUAAUGAAACAUAUGUGAGAGAUUUUGUAGGCCACAUACUGCAAGACAUAGACCGUUCUUCCCGUGAUACACGUUUGAUGCAUUAUGUGGCUUUGCUUAAUUUUUAUGUACCUAAUUCAUAUGUUUCACUAUCACACUGUGAAGCUUUUCUGGGACUGGGUGCAUAUACAGAAACAAAGUCAAGAGCAUAUGAUUUUAAAAGUAACUUAAGUGAACAAGCAAGAAUGAUUUUUAUUGAACUAAGGGACAAUACCACCUAUAUUUUAUCUGUUCGGAUAAUACACUGUCUGGUUGCAAAAGAAAUUUUGUAUCAGCUUUCAAGGAACGAACCACAAAGUCAAAUUGCAAUGUCUCUUCUUCAGGAAAGGAUGCUUUUUGAAAAUAGAUUUGGACGAGAGGAAUUCAUAAAAUUCAUCAGAGAUCUCUUUAUUCGCCGUGAUAAGAGAAGCAGGGGCGAUAAUACUGACAGCCUCUUCUCACCAUUCAUUGAACACGUCUGUAAAGCUGAAGACUGUGAAAAAGCUAUAGCUGUUCUAAAAGCUGCGUAUGAACUCCUUGGAAAAGAUGCCUUUUUUGCCCAGCAGCUUGCCAGACUGCAUUACAACAACGAAAAAUUUGAAGAUGCAGAAUAUUGGGUAGGUGUUGCAAAACUUCGUUUGCCAAAUGACUCUUACAUUCUGGAUACAGAAGGUCAAGUCUACAGGAAAUGGUUUAGUUUCACUGUGGAUAAGGUGACAGACCUUCCUGACAUUGACAAGAUAGAGAUUGCUCUAAAAGCUAUGAAAUGCUUCAGGGCUGCGCAACAGGCUGCAAAAGCAGAAACAGAUAACAUGAACAACGCUGGCUAUUUUGGAGAAGUAGAAGUAGGAUGUCGUCUCCUUAAAUUUUUGUCCACAGUUGAUGUAUUUCGCACAAGUCCAGAGGGGGAGUACUCUGAGCUUGUGAAAUACCUGAUCACAGAUUACAUUCCUAAAGACAUUGAAAAAACAUGGGGAAAGCUUCACUCACGCUUAAAAGGCUUACGCCAGAACCUGUACAAUGCUCUGGAAUGGAUUUCAGAAGACCUAAGUUAUUUCCAAACAGAUAAAAACCAUGAGAAGGAAGAUGAUGAUGAAAAAGCUGAAAAGGAGGAACAAGUUUAUAAUCCCAGGAAAUGGCUUAAGAGACAGUCUGAGGUAUAUGCCAAAUUCUUCAUCUCAGCAUCACUUAUUGGGGACAACAGUGGUCCUAAGAGCCAGCUGAUGAAAGGCAUGACUAUUUAUAAGAGAGGUGGAGGCAGUGUCACAAAUAUCCUGUCAUUCUUGACAGAUAAGAAGGAGAACAGGUCAGCUGAAAAGCUAGAAGAGAUCCUUAGUUUCUAUCCAGAAAAUGCACUAAGGGACAGGCUGGAGGACACCGAUCUGAUCAAUUACAUUUUGAGCCACAUUGUAUUAUCAUGCUUAUCUCCAGGAUCUGCCAAACUUCUUCCAAUGCAAACUCUCCGUGAACUCAGCACAAGAUUCUUUAAAGAAAAAAGAACGUUUCCAGCAAGUGCCCAUUUUUUGCUGACCUUACUGUAUUGGCCAGAUGAGGCAUUAGACAAAGAGCCCAAUCCAGUCAAAGACGAGAUUUUAAGUUCAGCACUUCAAACCCUAAAACGUUUAUAUGACAUCAAGAUGAAAGAUGUUCCUCCCAGGAAGAAAAGAAUCUACACCCACUUUUUCCUAGGAAAGGGCUAUGGCUUAAUCAAGAUUGUGCAAAAAAAUAAAAUUGAUAAAUUAAUUAGUGGGUCCUUAGAUGAGAAGAGAAUGAAGUGGCUACAUGGAACCGUAUGGAAUAAUGCCAGGAUACGUGACAUUCUCAGAAGAGUUUCAGGUUGGACCAAGGAUAGAAAUUUAUUUAUACGUGGCCAUAUGAAGGAGUUUCCAGUCUUGCCACUCCAUCGUGAUUCAGUGCCUACUGGAAAUGAGAAUGUGACCUUUUAUUUAGGAUUUUCAUUUAACGGUCUUGUUGCUUUCAAUAUUGAGGUUGAAAAUAAUCUAAACAUUUCAAGUGGCACCAGAGUACACAGUGUUUAGUUCAUUAACAGUAUCUCCUGCACUGUUAGACAGCACAGCAUUGGAAAAGGCCUGUUGUCACACAUUGAAGAAAAAGAAGCCUGCAUUGGCUGGACACCAGGUAGUAAGAUAACCACAAACUACUCCUACGCUAUAAGAAUCUAAAAAAUUUGAAACCUACUAGUAAAAAUAUUUUUUCAAGCAGAAGCCUUUUCUGUUUUUGUAGUUAAACAAAAUUUUCUAUCUAAAGCGGCAAUAAUUCCUAUAUUUGCUUUGAGCUCAAAGACCCUAGACAUUCAGCUAAUUUCUGGGUGACCUUCAUCAAUUAAAGAAUGUAUCUACUGUUAACUCUAUGGUGUUUUUUCUUCUCCCUGAACUGGAAACAAAGUGUUUAAGUGAACUUAAAACAUAUACACUACACUGGCUUUAAUAUACUUCACUCACUACCACGUACCAUGUAUUAUAUACACCUAUGCAUCAUCAACUGCAAGCCAACGUCUAUUACAGAAGCAGAGAAGAAUAAUUAGCCAUUUUUAAAAUUGACUCUGCAAACAUCGGAAGUGAUAAAAAUGGUCUCAGUUUUUACAUCACUUCUACAUUGCUUCUCCAUGUAGACAUUAAAAAACAUACUGCAUGCAUCUAUAGCUGGGGGAGGGGAGCAGAGACAUAAGCAGUUACAUAGUCGUGACAUAAAAUAUUAUUUGUAGGAGCUGCUAUGAUUUCAUAGUCCAAACAAUUCCUGCACUUGGGAAAGUGUUUCUGCAGCAUUAUCCAAGAUAUCCACAUGCUAUAUAUACAGUAGACAAACUUACAAGUUCUAUCUAUUCUUGAAAAAGUCAUCUUUGUCUAGCCUUAUUUACUAAUAUAAAAAAUACAAAGGAGUUUGUUGUCAGUACUGCUUCUGCAAGCAUUAUGGCACAUGAAGUCUUUAAUAACAAAGCAGCCUACUGUUUGAACCUAGCAUUGUUCGAUAGUGACAGAGUUGCUAAAGUUUUCUAGAAGACCUAUAAUACAGCUUAAGUUUUAACAAUCACAAUUUCUCCAGGAGCUGAAUUACCCUACCUGAAGGUAUAGUUCUAACAGCAGUAAGGCGUGAUUUGCUUUUCCAGCUUCAGUCAUGAUCUGGGCACAGCCAAAACUGUAAAAGGAAUUGCAAGGCACUAUGAAUUCAGAUCAACUUAAAUUUCAAAACAGGAUGAAACCAAUAAAAAUUCUAGUUCAAGCCUUCACUUUCUGGUACCCAGGAAGAAGCAAAGCUUGUAAGUACUGGUUAGGCAACAGUUGUCUCCAUACCUUGCUUUCAACCUGGGAGCGACACACAGCAGCAAAGCUGUCUGUUUCACGGGUUGCACUUCCUGAUUGUGCAAUCCAGGCUGGCAGAUUUUGGUAAAGCACAUCAAUGGCAACUUUCCUCAAGAUGUGCUAGAAAGGCACACCAGAGGGACAAACCAUGACAACAUCUUAACUGCUAGCUGCCAGAGAGUUGGGGUGCUGGAGGAAGCACCUUCAGCCCAGCCCUGAUGCAGCAACAGCGGAAGGGGAUCUGAAAAGUUAAUUAAGCAAAGGCAGUUUUCUUAAGUCUGCAUGGGCCAUAAGAGUGGCUUCAAUAUGGCAUAGCCCAAAGCAGAAAUAGGAAGUGAGAUCUUACUGAACUGCAUGAGCUAAAAGCAAGCAUUUAAUUCCUGAUCGUUCAUACAACCUGCUCACAUGCUGUGACAAGAGGAAAGAUUUUGUUUUAAAACAGAAACUGCUAUCACAAUGAAAAACAAGACAGAAGACUUGGCCAAGAGGCUUUGUCUUGUAACUUGUUUUCUUAAACCCAGCCUGCCAGGCACCUGAGACUGUAGACAGCAAUCCUAUGACUGGUAGCCCACACAUUUUUAUACAGUCAGUUCAGAAAAAGGACAGUAGAUUAGCACCAAAAGACAGUUAAAUAUUAAAAAUUUGAGAUUCACUUGUCUCCAGGUAUAAAAUCACUUCAAGAUAAGGCUCAUAUGAAUGAGUUCUUGCAUGGUUUAUAGGCAGAGAGCUAGUACAAGUCAUUCAAACCAAAACAUGGGUGAAGAUGGAUUUUAUAAGCACUUUGAAACAGCUGACAUUUGUUGCUAUGAUUUAAAUAGGUCCUCAAGAGAAGAAAAAACACACAGAAUCAAUGGUUCACUUAUGUUUAAUUAGAGACUGUUACAAAGUAGUAGAUAAACAUUACAGAUUUGUGUAUGUUAAUUAUUCAUUCUUGAAGCACGUGGUUCCCAAGGGAUGCAAGUGAUGUUAACUCCGUAUUCUCUUUCAAUCUUCUUUGUAAACUGAAUGCUAAUAAAAUUAAGCUACAGUUA